Messenger RNA from Myxocyprinus asiaticus (Chinese sucker), 1230 nucleotides. Its product is annotated as trypsin I-P1-like. The transcript is spliced from 8 exons. Gene Ontology annotation, biological process: proteolysis. Gene Ontology annotation, molecular function: serine-type endopeptidase activity. NCBI's taxonomy places the organism in Eukaryota, Metazoa, Chordata, Actinopteri, Cypriniformes, Catostomidae. The record is from RefSeq and is a predicted model, not a curated record. Bases 20 to 1012 code for a protein of 330 amino acids.
UCUGCUUCUGAGGUUUGGAAUGAAGAUGUGGAGGUUAAUGUGUGUGAAUUUGGCCCUGCUCAUAUGCGUCAAAGGUUCACUUUCUCAGUUGAAUGUUUGUGGACGUGCCCCUUUAAACACCCGAAUUGUGGGUGGUGUGGAUGCCCCUGAGGGGGUGUGGCCAUGGCAGGUCAGUUUGCACAGCUCCACCUAUGGAGGUCAUUUUUGCGGAGGCUCCCUCAUCAACAGUGAGUGGGUGCUGACGGCAGCUCACUGUAUGCCUGGUAUCAGUGUGUCCACUCUGCUUGUGUACUUGGGAAGGAGAACACAACAGGGAGUUAACGCUCAUGAAAUCUCAAGAAGUGUCAGAACUAUCGUCAAGCACCCCUCUUACAACAGCAACACCAACAACAAUGACAUCACUCUGCUGCGCCUAUCCUCCGCAGUCACCUUUACUGACUAUAUUAGACCUGUGUGUCUGGCAGCUCAGAACAGUGUCUUUGCUGCUGGCACCAGCAGCUGGAUCACAGGCUGGGGAGAUGUUACUGCUGGAGUGAGCUUGCCCGCUCCUGGGAUUCUGCAGGAGGCUGUGGUUCUAGUGGUGGAUAGUUCUCAAUGUAAUAAUCUGCUGGGUGCUGGAUCUGUAACCAACAACAUGAUAUGUGCCGGUUUACUGCAGGGAGGCAAAGAUACUUGCCAGGGGGACUCUGGAGGGCCAAUGGUGAGCCAGCAGUGUUCAGUGUGGGUUCAGUCUGGUAUCACCAGCUGGGGCUAUGGCUGUGCUGAUCCCAACAGCCCUGGUGUGUACACCCGCGUGUCUCAAUAUCAGAGCUGGAUCACGACAACCAUUGGUCAGAACCUGCUGGGAUUUGUCACCUUCAGCCCCUCAAACUCAUGCUCUUCUGCCAGUCAAACCUCAACCUCCUGUCGUGGAAGAUGCAAUGAGAAGUACAACAUCCUUAAUCGAUGCAACUGCAAUACAAGCUGUCGCUUAAAGUGCUGCACAGAUUAUGCACAGCGAUGUACCAUGUAAAAAAAACACUUUGUCACUCCAGUCACAAAUAAGGAAAUUCUACCUCUGGUCAACGGUACUUUGGAAGCUCUGCAAUAGUAACCAGUACCAGUGAAAACAGCUUGCCACAGAACUGAUGCAACUUCACUCAAGGGUUUUACAAAAGAUUUGCAUAUAUCAAGCCUAGUUCUUACAUACAUUUUUCUUUUUUCUUUUUUCUUUUUUUUUUUUGCCAUACU